Molecule: messenger RNA, 504 nt
Organism: Daphnia pulex (common water flea)
Lineage: Eukaryota; Metazoa; Arthropoda; Branchiopoda; Diplostraca; Daphniidae
Product: NADH dehydrogenase [ubiquinone] 1 alpha subcomplex subunit 7-like
Exons: 4
Coding region: 99-428 (109 amino acids)
Biological process (GO): mitochondrial electron transport, NADH to ubiquinone; ATP synthesis coupled electron transport
Cellular component (GO): mitochondrial inner membrane
Source: RefSeq, a predicted model, not a curated record
AAAAGUAGCAGACGCCUUAGUCGCUUAUCCGAAACCCAGUCCCAAAUACAUAAAAUCCAAGGACGUGAGAGUAAAUCGAAGAAUAACUUGCAAAAAAAAUGUCUAAAGUUCCACUUAGAGAUGUUACACCUCUCUUGUACUCUAUUAGAGCUUUUCUGCUAGGGCGCACUCAUAAAUCUCAACUACGUUCUGCCAAUGAAAUGGCAUCUCAUGACCAACCUCCACCAAAUUUGCCCGAUGGCCCUUACCAAAAAUUGAGUGGGAGUUACUAUUACACACAUGAUGCCCGUCGUGAAGUGCAGCCACCUACUAUUGUUGCAGUGAACUCUAAGAAUUCUUUGAAGCUUCCACCCAAGGCUGAUUCCAAGGAAUCUUCUGUUGCAGUAAAGAAGCCUAUUGCCCCUGGUAAAGUUUUCCAUUGGGAUUAAUAUUCAAUCUUACUAGAGGCAAUACGAUGAAAUUAGAUUGUAUGAAAGGAGAAUAAUAAAUGAUCUAGAAUGUAAA